AUGUCCAAACUCGUCAUCUUCGGAGCAACAGGCCAACAAGGCCGCUCGAUCCUCGAAACAGUCCACCAUGAUCCAGUCCUAUCAAAACAAUACUCCAUCCGCGCAAUCACACGCGACGCAACCAGCAAAGCAGCAACAGAGAUUACCAACCAAGGCAUUGAAACAGUUCAAGCCGACAUAGACGACCCAACCACUCUCCCCAGAGCCCUCGCACAAGCGCACACGGUAAUCCUAAUCACCAGCACCAUCUACGACGCAGAGCUCAAAAGCCGCGAAUACAGACAGACCAAGAACGUCGGCGAUGCAGCCGUGGCGGCAGGCGCUACGCAUAUCGUUUUCAGCACGGCGGUGCACGCAUCGAAGCUCUGGAAUGGUCGCACCAUGGACGUCUUCGACUCCAAGGCCGAGGCGGAGGCGUAUCUGCGUACGCUACAAAUUAAAGUAUCCCUGUUUAUGCCGGGCAUGUUCAUGCAGAAUCUGACUACUAUGAUGGCGCCGCGGUUGGGGCUGGACGGGACGUAUAGUGUUGCCAGUGUGCUGGACCCGGAUACGAAGGUCCCGCUUAUUGAUGCGGCGAAUGACUCGGGGAUGUAUGUUGCUGCUCUGUUGGGGGGUGAGGAGGGUGUGCGGGGCGCUACGCUCUAUGCUGCGACGAGGUUGUAUAGCUUUUCUGAGAUCGUGGGAAUCAUUUCGGCGGUGUCGGGGAAGGUGGUUCGGUAUGUGCGGCUUCCGGAUGAAGUGUAUGCUGGUUUUAUGAAGAGCGAACAGGGGGGUAGGGUUGUCUCUAUGAUGGGGUUCUUUGAGGAAGUUGGGUAUUUCGGGCCUGGGACUGGAGAUUUGGUUGAGCAGACGAGGAGUAUGGUCAAGGGACGGUUGACUACAUUUGAGGAGUUUGCAGAGAAGUAUAUGAAGGAUUUGGAGGCAUGUGCUUAA
Molecule: messenger RNA, 933 nt
Organism: Aspergillus oryzae RIB40
Lineage: Eukaryota; Fungi; Ascomycota; Eurotiomycetes; Eurotiales; Aspergillaceae
Exons: 1
Coding region: 1-933 (310 amino acids)
Source: RefSeq, a predicted model, not a curated record